GUAUAGAAGGUCCCACUGGGCAUCUACAAGUCAGUUACCUCCAGCUUUGUUUGGAAGCAAGUACCACCAAGGCAUCAUGGCUGUUCUUAACCGUGGCAGAAGAUCCCAUGCCAGAAGAUCCCAUGCCAGACGAUCCAAUGGAAAAACAACCCAUGGCAGAACAAACCGUGGAAGAACAACCAAUGGAAGAACAACCCAUGGAAGAACAACCCAUGGAAGAACAACUCAUGGAAGAACAACCCAUGGCAGAACAACACAUGGAAGAACAACCCAUGGCAGAACAACACAUGGUGGUAAAAGGAGGACUCAGGGGACUCGGAGACAGCCUAAAAUGGGAUACAAGCGCAGAUACCACUAUUACUACAGGAGGAUGCGGGUGUAGAGGAACGAAUAGGGACCUGCUCCUGUUGACACCGAUAAGAUCUUCCCUCCUGACCCAUUAGUAUCCAAGCUGACCUCCGACCUUUAGAACUUGUCACCAAAUCGACCUUAGAAAAUAAAGACCCCUGAGCAGA
Molecule: messenger RNA, 515 nt
Organism: Hyla sarda
Lineage: Eukaryota; Metazoa; Chordata; Amphibia; Anura; Hylidae
Exons: 2
Coding region: 108-443 (111 amino acids)
Source: RefSeq, a predicted model, not a curated record